Molecule: messenger RNA, 1279 nt
Organism: Prunus persica (peach)
Lineage: Eukaryota; Viridiplantae; Streptophyta; Magnoliopsida; Rosales; Rosaceae
Exons: 2
Coding region: 613-1212 (199 amino acids)
Source: RefSeq, a predicted model, not a curated record
UGUCUAGAACCAAUUACGUUUGACAGGGAAACAAUUAUUAAAUAUUUCUUAGUCCAGUAGUACUUCUCUUCUCAAUAUUAAAAGAGAGUCGAAGUUUGAAUCCCUUCCCUAUAAACCAAAAAAAUGAUUAUUCCUGAAGCACUGACACUUUCUCAAGACUAAGCAUAUGAUAUGCGAAAUUACUUACUGACUAGGAUCUUGAUUUCUUAAGAACAAAAUGGAAAUUAAAAACCCAAAAAGCAAAAAAAAAAAAAAAAAAAAAAAAAAAAAAAAAAAAAAAAGAAGAAGAAAAAGUUAGCUGGGAGAUUAUCUGGGCGUUAAUAGAACCAAGCCAGUGGGCCAAAUCAAUCAUAUUAGAUUAUUUUGGGCCUGGGCCCGAUUAAAAAAGAUUUGGUCAGACACAUCACGUUUGUUUUUGGCCGUUGGACAUCAUAUUCAGAUGUUAUUAUAGUCAAAAGACUUUAAGAAAACACUAACACCCAAGCCAACGGUAACUUUCUUGUCUCUGUCUUCUCCUUCCCCUUUCUGUCUUCCCCUUUGCUGCUCCAAAUUCCAAUUAAAACCCCAAAACCAAACUUCACCAACACAAAAGUUCUUAGCUUUACAUCACAAAUGGCAUUAAAAGAAGCAGCUUCACUCACUUCACUGAAACAACAAGAACAAGAAGAAGAAGAAGAAAGAGAGAGGUUCAUAGUUUUGAGCAGCACUUGCAAAGUGGUGGAGUAUUUACAGCCAGUGAUGUCAAAAGAGCUUCUCUGCAAGUUUCCAGACAACUCUGCUUUCGAUUUUGACUACACUCAGAGUUCAAUAUGGUCCCCUUUGGUCCCUCGAGCUCAUGCUCCCAUGGAUUUGGACUUGGAUUUCGAUUUCAUGACGCCAAGGAAGCUCAAUUUCGAGAUGGGGUUGGAGUUGGAAAGUCAAAGCAGCAUCAAGAAAGUCAGUUCUAGUAUUAAGAAGAAGAUCUCCACCGCUGGAUUUAAUAUUAGCAGGAGUGCGUUGAAGAACAAGAAGAAGAAGAAGAAGAAGAAGAAGAGCAAGAUGGCAUUGGCUUCUGAUUUCUCUCCAACUCCUGUUAAGGUUCAUUGUAACCCCUUAGCCUCAAAGGUAUGGAAUAAGGUGCUAAAAGCUGCCUCUAAACAUUUCAAGAAAAAGAAGAGAGAUCCCAUGGACCAUGUGAGGCUCUCCAAUUAUCUGAGAGAUGGAAAUAUUUGAAGGCUUCCCCCAUUUGUAAUUCUUUUUUGUUUCAUUAAUUUAUUUAUUCAUUUAAUUGUCUUUUUAA